AUGUCUGACAACAAUUGGAAAGAAAAUUUAAAUAUUCCUAAAAAGGAUACUAGACCACAAACCGAUGAUGUUCUUAAUACUCAAGGAAAAUCAUUUGAAGAAUUUAAUUUAAAGAGAGAAUUGUUGAUGGGUAUAUUUGAAGCUGGAUUUGAAAAACCUUCACCAAUUCAAGAAGAAUCCAUACCUAUGGCUUUAGCAGGGAGAGAUAUACUUGCGAGAGCUAAAAACGGUACAGGUAAAACUGCAUCAUUUAUAAUUCCAUGUUUACAAUUAGUUAAACCAAAAGUAAAUAAAAUUCAAGCAUUAAUAUUAGUUCCAACAAGAGAGUUGGCAUUACAAACUUCACAAGUUGUUAGAACAUUAGGAAAGCAUCUAGGAGUACAAUGUAUGGUUACUACUGGUGGUACCUCAUUAAGAGAUGAUAUUGUAAGAUUAAAUGAUCCAGUUCAUAUAUUAGUUGGAACUCCAGGUAGAGUAUUAGAUUUAGCAUCAAGAAAAGUAGCAGACUUAUCAGAAUGUCCAAUAUUUGUUAUGGAUGAAGCUGAUAAAAUGUUAUCAAGAGAAUUCAAAGGUAUUAUAGAACAAAUUUUAGAAUUUUUCCCAAAAAAUAGACAAGCUUUAUUAUUUUCGGCAACCUUCCCAGUAACGGUUAAAUAUUUUAUGCAAAAUCAUUUGAAUAAACCAUAUGAAAUUAAUCUUAUGGAUGAAUUAACUUUAAAAGGUAUAACUCAAUAUUAUGCAUUCGUAGAAGAAAAGCAAAAAUUGCAUUGUUUAAAUACAUUAUUUUCAAAAUUACAAAUCAAUCAAUCAAUCAUUUUCUGUAAUUCAACAAAUAGAGUAGAAUUAUUAGCCAAAAAAAUUACAGAAUUAGGAUAUUCAUGUUAUUAUUCUCAUGCUAAAAUGCCACAACAAGCAAGAAAUAAAGUAUUUCAUGAAUUCAGACAAGGUAAAGUUAGAAAUUUAGUAUGCUCAGAUUUAUUAACCAGAGGUAUUGAUAUUCAAGCAGUUAAUGUAGUUAUAAAUUUCGAUUUCCCAAAAACUGCUGAAACUUAUUUACAUAGAAUUGGUCGUUCAGGUAGAUUUGGUCAUUUAGGUUUAGCUAUAAAUUUAAUGUCAUGGAAAGAUAGAUUUGCUUUAUAUCAAAUCGAACAAGAAUUAGGUACCGAAAUUAAACCAAUCCCUGCUCAAAUUGAUCAAGCUUUAUAUGCUCCAAUUCAAGAUUAA
Lodderomyces jiufengensis is the source of this 1224-nucleotide messenger RNA. It is a transcript of the gene DHH1, whose product is annotated as DExD/H-box ATP-dependent RNA helicase. The record is from RefSeq and is a predicted model, not a curated record. NCBI's taxonomy places the organism in Eukaryota, Fungi, Ascomycota, Pichiomycetes, Serinales, Debaryomycetaceae. Gene Ontology annotation, cellular component: cytoplasmic stress granule; P-body. Gene Ontology annotation, biological process: cytoplasmic stress granule assembly; P-body assembly. Gene Ontology annotation, molecular function: ATP binding; RNA helicase activity; mRNA binding. The transcript has a single exon. Bases 1 to 1224 code for a protein of 407 amino acids.